GAAAUCAUUGAAUUCUCCCCUUCUCAAGUUGCAUUUUCAAGAAAAUAUUUUUAUAAAAAUGCGGCUGACUUCUUUCUUGCUUAGUAAAGCUAACAAAAAGUUAGGUGAUGUUUCGAAGAAGUUUGCAAAUUUCCCAGAUGAAUACAUUGCCCGAAGUAUGGAACAACUUCAUUGGCGUACACCACGAGCACCUCAAUAUUCGGAUAAAACUAUAGAAAGAAAAAAAUUUAGAUUCACAACAAAUCGGCCAUGGACAGCUCAGUUUUAUCAGCAAAAUAUGCCAGGAACUAUUCGAAAGAAAGUUUUUGUUGAACCAAUACCUCCAGAACAGUGGAUGUACUUUCGAGGAGAUCGUGUUGAAGUUCUCGUCGGAAAAGAUAAAGGAAAACAAGGAAUUGUAAAUCAAGUAAUACAAGAACGUAAUUGGGUUAUUGUUGAAGGAUUAAAUACCCAUUUAAGAGCAGUUGGUGCCGAUAAAACAUUUCCGGGAAUUCUCAUUCAAUCAGAAGCUCCACUCCUUGUGACUAACCAGGUGAAACUGAUUGAUCCUGUUGAUCUUCUUUCAACUGAAGUUGAAUGGAGAUUUACUGAGGAAGGUGAACGAGUUAGGGUAUCAAAGAGAACAGGUCGAAUAAUCCCAAUUCCAAGUCUGCAUGAGGAAACUAAAGAUUACAAAUCAAAGUCGCUUUAUGUCGUAAGAGAAAAAGAUACCGAAGCUGCUGUUGUAAGUGAAAUAACAUUUAAACCUAAAUUAGCUACAUUUGAGAUGGAGAUAAUGGAAUCGAUGGGAAUUGAAGAAGAUCGUAUUCCAAAGAAAACAUAUUGGUACUAGUUUAGUUUAUUUACCUUCUAUCAUCUGAUAAUAUUAAAUAAAAUGUAGGAAUAAAAUCAAAG
Clunio marinus is the source of this 894-nucleotide messenger RNA. Lineage: Eukaryota; Metazoa; Arthropoda; Insecta; Diptera; Chironomidae. The record is from the annotation of a GenBank genome assembly.